Penicillium chermesinum is the source of this 882-nucleotide messenger RNA. RefSeq names its product SDR family NAD(P)-dependent oxidoreductase. Bases 1 to 882 code for a protein of 293 amino acids. The record is from RefSeq and is a predicted model, not a curated record. The transcript has 7 exons. Lineage: Eukaryota; Fungi; Ascomycota; Eurotiomycetes; Eurotiales; Aspergillaceae.
AUGUCCUUCAAAGUCGAGAAUCUCUUCUCAGUCAAAGACAAAGUGGUCGUCAUCACUGGUGGUGGCUCUGGGCUGGGAAAGGCCAUAGCUGAGGGCUUUGCCGCCAACGGCGCUCGUAUUUACAUUGUUGGAAGGCGAGAGAACCUCCUUGAGCGUGCAGCUCAAGAAGUUGGUGGCGAUAUACGCACAAUCCCGGGGGAUGUAUCAACGAAGGAGGGCUGUGUGAAGAUUGCAGAGGCUGUCAAGGCCCAGGAGACUCACGUCGAUACUCUCGUCAACUGCGCUGGAAUUAGUAAGUUUUGGCGCACUUAUGCCAAAGACCCAAAUGAUGCCGACCAAGUGGAAAACAUGUUGAUUCAUGGUGUCGAGGAGGAGGACUUUGUAAAUACCAACAAAAUCAACGUCAACGGCAUUUAUUUCAUGACCACCAAUUUCAUUCCCCUCUUACGCAAAGCACAAGAUCCCAACGUUUGCGUUAUAUCGUCCGUCUCUUCUCUGGCCCACCAACGAACCAUGAGCCCAUUGACCUAUGCUAUCUCCAAAGCUGCCAUCAACCAUCUCGCAAAACUCUUGGCGGGCCGUUUACAUCCCAUGAAGAUCCGAGUAAACACGGUCUGUCCAGGUAUAUUCCCGUCUGAGAUGACGGGCGCCGCAACAGGCAAGCACCAAUAUGCGGUUGGGCUUCCUGCCGAGAAAGCAGCGAUGAGAACAACUGCCGGCCGCCCUGGUCGACCAGAAGAGAUCGCUGGACCAGUGAUUUCGUUGUCCUCUCCGGCUGGGGCCUAUAUCAACAAUGCCUUUCUCACGGUGGAUGGGGGCCGGGUCAUGUCCAUGUCCAUCAACGACGACAUCCGAAUGCCCGAGAAAACCUUCACAUUCUAG